GAUAAUUGAAAGUCUGAAGCUGUACACGCUUUCGCAAUGGAGUUUAAUAUCUACAAAGCUAUUUUCGGCAUUUGCUUCCUCUACCUCUCAGCAGUUCAAGCUCAGCAAGCCGCAGAUUUUGGUUCGGUCUGGGUCGUACCUGAUGGCACUCAGUCAGAUCUUUCACAAACAUUCAGACAAGGUAUUACUCUCCAGGUUACUUGGCUUGGGGCGCCAGUCGACUAUCAAUUUGAUACCUUGACGAAUUUGUGGGUCACAUCUUGGGAGUAUGAGAAGACUGCAUACAGCCAGUUACUUGAAGGAAAUAUCAACUCCAACAAUAGCGGUACUCAUGACUGGACAAUCGAUAUUCCAAAAAGUGUUUUAGGCAAGACCGCAAAAUUUGUUCUUCGAUUUAAAGACCUUAAUCCUGCAUUCAAUCCCGACUCUCGUGAUGUGUCAAGUCCAGGAUUCUUGAUUAUCGCUGGAGAUUCUUCUUCGUCCAUUAUAAUUUCUACUUCAACUUCGACAACUUCUUCAUCGUCUUCCACAAUCACGUCUUCUCCGACACUUUCUAGUUCCGCGGCAUCGUCAACUCAGGCAUCUAUUUCUGCAACUGGAGCUAUUAGCAAUUCAACAGCAGCUGAUACAAUCUACAGGGAUAAAUACUCUAAGCUGAGCAGUGGAAUGGUAGCAGGUAUUGCUGUUGCAUCUGUGGUUGCACUUUGCGCAGUCGUUGGGUUGGCAUACUUUCUGUACAAACGAAGGAAAAAUAAGAGAGAUACUGCAGCAGGGUCUUUGACGAGUCCUCCAACGUAUUAUGAAACGCCCAAGCAGCAAUCGGCAGUAAUUCCUGAGAAACCAGUCGAGCUUGGUGAUGAAAGACAAGCGGUAGAGUUACAGGGUUAGUUUAGGUCGUGAAAAUAAAGGCAUGGGCAGUUUCAGUGAUAUACAGAAUGGCUAUUCAACUAAGAUCAUAUUUUCAAGUUAUCAAUAGAGAAUUUAUGGCGUUAUGUCAAGCCAAUAUUGUGGAAGCGCUGAAUUGCUUCGUGUAUCUCAUCGUUGCAUCAACAACUUUAUGGUGGUGUUGAAUCAAGAGAUUUUGAGCUAAAAAAACAGGUUCCAAAAUUUCA
Messenger RNA from Botrytis cinerea B05.10, 1112 nucleotides. RefSeq lists its product as hypothetical. The record is from RefSeq and is a predicted model, not a curated record. Lineage: Eukaryota; Fungi; Ascomycota; Leotiomycetes; Helotiales; Sclerotiniaceae. The transcript has 2 exons. Bases 37 to 888 code for a protein of 283 amino acids.